AUGGCCUUCAGACCUCCUCUGUUCAAUCCUUCGCCUACCAUGAAACAACGGUUGCGGUAUACACCUGCCCCGUUCAUGCUUGGUCCACAGAGAAUGAAUAUCGCUCAACCGCUCUCCCGGGCUUCCACUAUCGCUGAAUUGGCUUCAAACAAUUCGUUACCAAAAAACAACCGGAAGAACAAGUUCAAGAAGAAGGUGGCUUCGUACUACGAUCAGUUCCCCAGAAUCCCACGUCCCAAGAGAAAUAACGUGUUGUUCUACUCGUCUUGGAGUAACAGUGAAAACAACAAGUCCCACAGAUUUCCAAACAUCAGGUUGAGUAAACGGCUGUUUUCCACUGCCAACCAGAAGCUUAGGAACAAAACCUUCAACCUCCACAAGAGGCUCUUUUCGGCUGAGGCCAGGAAACAACGACAACAACGUAGACGUUUUAUCAGAUGGUGGACCUUGACUUCGUUGGCCGUUCUUUUGACGGGUGUGGCCGGUAAAAUCAAAUACGAACGAGGCCAAUACGAUGACGACGAUGAACACAUUCCUCAUAACGAAUAUGCCAUCAAGCCCGAGUCUUGGCAGCUCUACAUCUAUUCAACUUUACCUUUGAAGGCUAUUUCUAGAUUAUGGGGGCAGGUUAACUCCAUAAAUCUUCCGGUUUGGCUUAGGUCACCUUCCUACAGACUUUACUCGACACUCUUUGGAGUUAAUUUGGAUGAAAUGGAGAACCCUGAUUUAACCUCCUACUCUAACCUUUCUGAUUUUUUUUACCGAACUUUAAAGCCAGGUGCCCGGCCUAUUGAUGACUUCGACUUGGUAUCUCCAUCUGAUGGGAAAGUAUUGAAAUUUGGUGUUAUAGAGGAUGGAGAAAUUGAACAGGUUAAGGGUAUGACAUACUCGGUUGAUGCUUUGCUCGGGUUAAAGACUGAGAAGUUAGCAGCUCCUUCACACUCGUUGGAUUUCGAACACUUGGAUGAUGAUGCUACGGUACUUGAAAGAGACCAAGAGUUUGCCAAAAUCAAUGGUAUCACUUAUACUGUAGAUGAUAUCCUUGGAGGUGAAUCCGAUAGAACUACUCACAAGAAUGACUUACAGUAUAAAGAUGCUGGUGAUAGAGCUGAUGCAGAUUCAAAGGCGACUUUGAAGAAAGAGUUAUUGGUUGCUAGGGAUUUGACUCCCACCCCAUUGGAAAGAUUGGGCUUAAGUGGAAGCAAACAGUUGUACUUCACAGUGAUUUAUUUGGCUCCUGGUGACUACCACCGGUACCAUUCUCCGACUAACUGGGUGGCUACAUUAAGACGCCAUUUUAUUGGUGAGUUGUUUUCGGUGGCUCCAUUCUUUCAGAAAACCUUACAAGGGUUGUUUGUGUUGAAUGAAAGGGUGGCAUUGUUGGGUUACUGGAAGUAUGGGUUCUUUUCCAUGAUUCCUGUUGGAGCCACCAAUGUGGGAAGUAUUGUGGUUGAUUUUGAUAAGGAUUUGAAGACCAACGAUAUCUAUGAACACGCGGUGUAUCUGAAGCUGAGACAAUCGUCUGUCGAUUCGAUCAGUUCAGCAGAUGAAAACACGCCUUUGAUACCCGAGAAGGAGCCCGAACUUGAUGUACAAGAGUCUACCAGUGAUUUGACUCUAGUAUCUGAAUCGUCACAAGCCUCUACGCCUAAGGCGGAAAAACCCAAGAGAUUGAAGAAAAAUACCGUGUAUGAGGCCACGUACACCAAGGCUUCGCGCCUUUUAGGAGGUUAUCCCAUGAAUAAGGGCAGUCAAAUUGGUGGAUUCAAGUUGGGUUCAACAGUUGUAUUGGUGUUUGAAGCUCCAGACAACUUUAAGUUUGAUCUACAGAUUGGUCAGAAGGUCAAAGUCGGACAAUCUUUGGGACGUUUUGUGUGA
This is a messenger RNA of Yamadazyma tenuis ATCC 10573, 1878 nucleotides long. RefSeq names its product phosphatidylserine decarboxylase 1 (gene PSD1). Gene Ontology annotation, cellular component: mitochondrion. Lineage: Eukaryota; Fungi; Ascomycota; Pichiomycetes; Serinales; Debaryomycetaceae. Gene Ontology annotation, biological process: phosphatidylethanolamine biosynthetic process. Gene Ontology annotation, molecular function: phosphatidylserine decarboxylase activity. The record is from RefSeq and is a predicted model, not a curated record.